AUGAUACCCUUCGUCGAGGCUGCACGUGAAAAACGCUCCAUCUUCCUUCGCAUGCCUGCUGUCGUCGGAGUGCUCUUCCAGCUUUUCAGUUUUGCAGUCGUCAUUCCGAUUUAUUAUGUUGCGCUCAUUCUGAGUGGAGCGGCGACUGGUAACCCCGUCAAAGGCCGCGCAACAAAAAUCACUCAGGGCAAUGCCGAAGCUUUACUUUUUGCUCUGAUAGCCGGCUACAUUAUCCCGACGGUGUGUAUGGUUGUAUUUCAAGACGUCACACCCACUGCACUAUGGCAAGGCUACCCCAUCAUCAUGUCGCUCGCUCAAUUCGUUUACCUCGUCAUUCGACCUUCUUCCCGUUACGUGGAAUCCGGCUACGCUACCAUCCAAGCCAUGUAUGGCUUCAUCUUCGUCACUUCUGCUAUCUUCCACAUCUACUACACGUGGCCACUUUUCUUUGACACCCAGCAAUUCCAGAAGGUCCUGGUGCCACAGUUGGCUCUGAGCAAGCGUCCGCUGUCCUUACCCGAAGGAGCCGCUGCUGUCAUCCAGUGGGACGCAGUGUUUGGGAUAGGGUCGACCCUUCUUGUAACAUUCUGGUUCGCUCGGGGCGUGAAGGAAAUGGUGCUUCUCUUCCUUUGGCACGUACUAUCCUCGGUGGCAUUUGGCCCCGGUGCAGCUAUAGCAGGCGUACUGCUGUUCAGAGAAGCGAGGCUAAAUAGCCGAACUGCUGUGGAGGAUAAGGAGGACUGA
Molecule: messenger RNA, 744 nt
Organism: Suillus subaureus
Lineage: Eukaryota; Fungi; Basidiomycota; Agaricomycetes; Boletales; Suillaceae
Exons: 1
Coding region: 1-744 (247 amino acids)
Source: RefSeq, a predicted model, not a curated record